AUGCUGGAGGAUGAGGAUGGGAUGAGCGAGAGAGGGCUCAGCAGCUCGAGGAGGAGAUAUGAAGAUGAGGAAGAUUACCACUCCAUCUACAUCGGGGUGCCAGUGCCGCGGGGCUACCGGAGGAAACGGCGUCGGCGAAGAUCUGCCUCCAGCCGGGAUAGGACGAGCGAGAGCGAGCGGCACUACGAGCGCCAGGAUCGCUCCGACACCGAUGAUGGUGGCCACGGCUGCUACGAGAGUGGCAACGACAACGCCAGCAGGACCAUGUCACCGGCUGCCGAACGACUUCGCUACAUCUUGGGGGAAGACGAUGAGCCUCCCAACCCCACGCUCUUCACAGAGAUGGACACGCUGCAGCACGACGGCGAGGAGAUGGAAUGGAAAGAGUCAGCCAGGUGGAUAAAGUUUGAAGAAAAGGUGGAAGAAGGUGGUGAAAGGUGGAGCAAGCCCCACGUGUCCACGUUGUCUUUGCACAGCCUGUUUGAGCUGCGGACGUGUCUGCAGACGGGAACAGUGCUCCUGGACUUAGAUGGCUACUCUUUGCCCCAGAUUAUAGACGAUGUCAUUGAGAAGCAGAUUGAGGACGGUCUGCUCAAGCCGGAGCUGCGGGAGAAGAUAAGCUACGUGCUCCUCAGGAAGCACCGUCACCAAACCAAGAAGCCAAUCCACCGGUCUUUGGCCGACAUCGGCAAGUCCGUCUCCUCCAACACAACCCGCAGCCCUGUCCGGAGCCCGGCCGCCGGUGCCGCCUUCCACCGCUCCACCGAGGACCUGCGGAUGCGGCAGAGCGCGAGCUACGGCCGCUUGCGUCACGCGCAGAGUCGAAGCAUGAAUGACAUCUCGGACACACCGAGCACCGACCAGCUGAAGAACAAAUUCAUCAAGAAGAUCCCAAAGGAUGCAGAGGCCUCCAAUGUGCUGGUGGGAGAAGUGGAGUUCCUGGAGAAGCCCUUUGUGGCUUUCGUGCGGCUCCUCCAGGCGACGAUGCUGGGAGGGGUGACGGAGGUGCCCGUCCCCACCAGGUUCCUCUUUAUUCUCCUUGGUCCUGCGGGAAAAGCCAAAUCUUACAACGAGAUCGGCAGAGCCAUCGCAACCCUCAUGGUGGAUGAUCUCUUCAGUGAUGUUGCCUACAAAGCCCGGGAUAGAGAAGACCUGAUCGCUGGCAUAGAUGAGUUUCUGGAUGAAGUCAUCGUCCUGCCGCCCGGCGAGUGGGACCCCAACAUUAGGAUUGAGCCACCCAAAAAAGUGCCCUCGGCUGAGAAGAGGAAAUCAGUUUUCUCGCUGAACGAAGUGGGGCAGAUGAACGGCACAGCCGGUGGGGCAGGCGCCGGGGGUGGCGGAGGAGGCAGCGACGAUGGGGAGAUGCCUGAAGUUCAUGAAAUCGGGGAAGAGCUUGCGUGGACCGGCAGGUUUUGCGGUGGCCUCUAUUUGGAUAUCAAGAGGAAGCUGCCCUGGUUCCCGAGCGACUUCUAUGAAGGCUUUCAUAUCCAGUCCAUCUCUGCUAUCUUGUUCAUCUACCUGGGCUGCAUCACCAACGCCAUCACGUUUGGGGGCUUGCUUGGGGAUGCUACAGACAACUACCAGGGCGUCAUGGAGAGCUUCCUCGGCACGGCGAUGGCAGGCUCCAUGUUUUGCCUCUUCGCUGGGCAGCCGCUCAUCAUCCUCAGCAGCACCGGCCCCAUCCUCAUCUUCGAGAAGCUGCUCUUUGACUUCAGCAAAGGCAAUGGCAUCGACUACAUGGAGUUUCGCCUCUGGAUUGGCUUGCACUCUGCCCUACAGUGCCUUAUCCUGGUGGCCACCGACGCCAGCUUCAUUAUAAAGUACAUCACCCGCUUCACAGAAGAAGGCUUCUCCACCCUCAUCAGCUUCAUCUUCAUCUACGACGCCAUCAAGAAGAUGAUCGGAGCCUUUAAAUACUAUCCCAUCAAUUCGGACUUCAAGCCCGACUACGUGACCAUGUACAAGUGCGAGUGCAUUGCUCCUGACCCAGCCAACGCGACCUUGUUUGAUGCUUCAGCUCCAAUGGCACCAAACACCACUAACGUUUCUCUGUACAAUGCUAUUAACCUAACAGCUCUGGACUGGACUCAGCUGAGUAAGAAGGAAUGUCUCAAAUACGGUGGCAGCUUAGUGGGGAAAUCCUGUAAAUUUGUGCCUGACCUGGCCCUUAUGUCCUUCAUCCUCUUCUUCGGGACCUACUCCAUGACCUUGACCCUGAAAAAAUUCAAAUUCAGCCGCUAUUUCCCCACCAAGCUGCGUAAACUUAUUAGCGAUUUCUCUAUCUUUAUGUCCAUACUAAUGUUUGUGGGGCUGGAUGUGCUUUUUGGACUCAACACCCCAAAGCUCCAAGUGCCUACUGAUUUUAAGCCCACCCGCGUGGACCGAGGGUGGUUCGUCUUUCCCUUCGGGAAGAACCCGUGGUGGGUUUACCUGGCGAGCGCCCUGCCCGCCCUCCUCGUCACCAUCCUCAUCUUCAUGGACCAGCAGAUCACAGCCGUCAUCGUCAACAGGAAAGAGCACAAGCUGCGGAAAGCAGCGGGUUACCACCUGGACCUGUUCUGGGUGGGCAUCCUCAUGGCCGUCUGCUCCUUCAUGGGGCUGCCCUGGUACGUGGCAGCCACCGUCAUCUCCAUCGCCCACAUCGACAGCUUGAAGAUGGAGACAGAGACCAGCGCCCCGGGGGAGCAGCCCCAGUUCCUGGGUGUCAGGGAGCAGAGAGUGACUGGCAUCAUCGUCUUUGUGUUGACGGGGAUUUCUGUCUUCCUGGCCCCUAUCCUGAAGUACAUCCCUAUGCCAGUGCUUUACGGCGUCUUUCUGUACAUGGGCGUUGCGUCGCUGAACGGCAUCCAGUUUUGGGACCGCUGCAAGCUCUUCCUCAUGCCAGCCAAGCACCAACCCGACUACGUCUUCCUCCGGCACGUGCCGUUGCGUCGCAUCCACCUCUUCACGCUGGUGCAGAUCGUCUGCCUGGCCGUCCUCUGGAUCCUCAAAUCCACCGUGGCCGCCAUCAUCUUCCCCGUCAUGAUUUUAGCCCUGAUCCUGGUGAGGCGGCUGCUAGAUUUUGUCUUCUCCCAACACGACCUGGCCUGGAUUGACAACAUCAUCCCCGAGAAGGAGAAGAAGAAGGAGGAUGACAAGAAGAAGAAGAAAAAAGGCAACAAAGGAGAUAGCAGCAGCGAUGAGGAGGUGGGUCCUCCACCUGGAGCUUUGCGUUCUGAUUCCUCCCCGAAUGGUUCAGACCUGGAUCGCAGUAUUACGCUUCACCUGAAGAUUUCGUGCCCGUCGUCUCCUGCAUUUAACUACUCCCGAAACCCCAUCUGCGCCGUGCCCCAGGUGAAGAUAGAGAUGGAGUCGGACUACGAGGAUACCGACACUGAAAAACCGCCUCGGGACAUGGGCAGUGAGACCACGCUAUAG
Molecule: messenger RNA, 3417 nt
Organism: Haliaeetus leucocephalus (bald eagle)
Lineage: Eukaryota; Metazoa; Chordata; Aves; Accipitriformes; Accipitridae
Gene: SLC4A5
Product: solute carrier family 4 (sodium bicarbonate cotransporter), member 5
Exons: 25
Coding region: 1-3417 (1138 amino acids)
Biological process (GO): monoatomic anion transport; transmembrane transport; regulation of intracellular pH
Cellular component (GO): plasma membrane
Molecular function (GO): solute:inorganic anion antiporter activity; sodium:bicarbonate symporter activity; monoatomic anion transmembrane transporter activity
Source: RefSeq, a predicted model, not a curated record